Messenger RNA from Linum tenue, 3496 nucleotides. Lineage: Eukaryota; Viridiplantae; Streptophyta; Magnoliopsida; Malpighiales; Linaceae. The record is from the annotation of a GenBank genome assembly.
CCUGGAUUAUCGCAAGAGGUUUCCCCUAUUUUCGUUUUAUUUUCCCCUGGCUAUCUGAUUCCAAUUUCCCAAGAGUUUCUCGCCGUCUCUCCAAUUCCAACCCCAACGCAAUAAAUCAGUCCUUCUCCCCUCACGAUUCAAUCACUCUCUCGAUUUAGGGAUUUCCCCCUUUCCUCUGCCGAUCGAUUACCUCCAUGGGAGGAGGAGCAGCCAUGCGAACUGUGGCCAAGGUCGCCGGUAUCGGCGUCGUCAACAGUGGAUUCCGCGGCGCCGUCUCCGGAUUGCCUCCGGCUGAACAUUCGGUUCGCAGCGCUUCUCACACCGUUUCGGCGGCGAUCUCAUCAACGUCUUCUACGUCGUCGUUAUCUGGCGUGGCGGCGGUUCAGCGCCCUGUUUGGGAGCUCGAUGAGUGGGAGUUCGCCGGCGGCGAGGAAGAGGUUAUUUCGGAGCCUCUGGAGCCGAAGCCCAGGCUCGUGUUUGGCGGCCCGCCGACUUCUCAGGAGGCCCAAGAGGCCACCGCUGAGUUGAAGGACGCCCUGGAGAAAAUAUCUAGUCCUGCACUUGGAGGAUCAGCUGCCUCAAUUGGAUUCAGUGACCAUCUUGGCCUCCCUUUGCUUACAACUUCCGAGCUGGAGUCUAAAACUUGCCUUACUUGCGAGAGAAAAGCUGCUCCGGAGUAUGCUGUCAAGGCAUUCAAGUUGCUGAAUGAAAGUCCUGCUGCUCAGUCUGUUGUAGUUUCCAUUGCCUCGGACCCAAACGUGUGGGAUGCAGUCAUGCGAAACGAUGCGCUCACCGCGUUCCUCCAGUCCCACAAGACAAUUACAAGCCCCACGAGCGAGGCUUCCACAGAAUCCGUCACAGAUUCCAGUUCCGAGGACGCAGAAUCUGUUGUACACGAGGAGCCGCGCUCCAGGUUUAUGGCGUACCUGGAUGACAUCAAAGUUACGGUGGUGGAUAUGUUCGGCACAGUCUCUUCUUUCCUGCAGAACAUGUUCGCGGUGCCGCCUGCUGCAGCUGCAGGUGAAUCCGAUGAGGGCAAUGCGAAAUCGACGUUCAUGGAGAACACGGUGGGAGCGUCUCUCUUGGGUUUGGCUGUGAUGGCUAUCAUGAUGGUGGUGCUGAGACGUGUCUAGAGUGGUUCUCUCAAUUUGCCGACCCUGCACAUUCUGUUGCUUUUGAUGCACAAGUAGAAACGAAGAGAGGGGUGUUCUAGUUUAUGUCAAGUCUUUUUGUACAUACUAUGUCUACGCUAGGGUUAUGUUGAUAAUGUGUGGACUGUGGAGUCGAUUGAGUUGUUAUGUUCUUGGUUUGGACUUAAUAAUAUGGCUAUGGUUUUUGGCUAAGUAUUCCCGGAGGGUAGAUCAGGUUUUUCUAGCAGUAUAUUUGUUGCCUGUCCAAACUGAAGGUACUGACACGCCAUCCUACUCUUCCAACAAUCUGAAUACGUACGAGAGGAAUGUUCUUCCAAAACUCGUAAUUUGUUGAAUAAUCGAGAGAGAUCGAAUCGAACUGUAUCGCUCAAUCAAGUCAUGGCGUUGAGAUCCUCGAUGUCGGCUCUCACGGCCGGUGCCAGCAGCUUACGGAGGAUGCUGUGCACCGCCUCUACCACUUCAUCCAUCUUCUCGACGCCCGCCGCCCCUUCAGCUCGUGAGCAAGCUGAUCCCAACGUCAACCUUUUCGUCUCCGGGCUUAGCAAACGAACCACAACAGAAGGCCUUAAGGAAGCCUUUUCCAAGUUUGGUGAAGUGGUUCAUGCUAAAGUUGUCGGAGAUCGGGUAUCUGGGCAUUCAAAAGGGUUUGGCUUUGUUAGGUAUGCUACCUUGGAGGAUGCUGCCAAAGCUAUAGAGGGCAUGGACGGGAAGUAUCUUGAUGGAUGGGUUAUAUUUGCGGAAUAUGCAAGACCAAGAGCACCUCCUUCACCACCUAAUAGUAGUAGCAUGGGGCCUGGCUAUGGUGGUUUUGGCUCCACAAAUGCGAACAGCGCAAGCUAUGGUCUUGGCAGUAUUGUGAACCCUGGUUACGGGAAUAACGCUGCAAGCGCUGGGUACGGCAGUAACGUGAACCCUACUGCUUAUGGGAGCAAUCCUAGUUCAGCAUAUGGGAACAACAGCGCAAAUCCAGGCUCUCCAUAUGGAAGUCAGACUACUUAUGGAAACAAUCCAAAUUCAGGCUCUUCAUAUGGGAGUCACACUACUUCUUUUGGGAACAAUGCUACUGCAGGCUCUUCAUACGGAAGUCAGACUACUAACUGGAACAAUGCAAAUCCAGGAUCUUCGUAUGGGAGUCAGACUACUUCGUACGGGAACAAUGCAUAUCCAGGCUCUUCAUAUGCGAGUCAGACUACUUCUUACGGGAACAAUGCAAAUCCAGGCUCUUCAUACCAGUCUGGAAGCUCUGCAGGCUCUUCAUAUGGGACUCAGACCACUCCGUACGGGAACAAUGCUUAUGCACAUGGAAACACAAGCUCUGGGUUUGGUGGCCCUGGAUACUCUAACACCACGAGUCCUGGGAACAAUGCAAAUCCAGGCUCUUCAUACCAGUCUGGAAGCUCUGCAGGCUCUUCAUACGGGAGUCAGACCACUCCGUACGGGAACAAUGCUUAUCCACAUGGAAACACAAGCUCUGGGUUUGGCGGCCCUGGAUACUCCAGCACCACGAGUCCUGGGUACGAAAACAACAAAGGCACUGCAUAUUCUGAUGGCGCAAACCCUUCGUAUGCUGAUAAUACCACAGGCUCUGGGUAUGGCAGUGACAAUGGACCUGCUGCACAUGGUACUGCUAGCACAGGCUUCACUAAUCUUCAGUGAAGCAAAAAGCUCAUCAAUGAACGGCGAAGCGGUAAUCAGUUCGCCGGCGCUUUCCCCGGAUUCCCGGCAGCGCCGUUCAUGAUUUAGGGGCCAAAAUUUAUGAUUUAUGAAGGUGGGUUGUGAUUGGUGGGCGGAUGUUUAGCUGUAAAUCCAAUAAAAUUUCAGUUUAUUGCUUCAAGUUACUGUCUUGUGAAUAUUCUGCUCGUCCUUUUGUAUCUCCAACUACCAACUGUGGGAAGUAGAAGUAUGAUAUCAAACCUUGAAAGAUGCUCUGUUUCUUGUCGUCGCACGGCAGAGGGCUACUCUGUUUUCGCCUUCUUGGCAAUACGCCAAUCAGCUACCUUCUGCGUUGGAACUAACCGGGCCUGACUUGCCAUUUUUGUCUAGAAUCCUUUCAUUUCUUUGUCCCUCACCAGCGCCCAGUCAACCUUAGAGUAGACCAAUCCAGUUUCGCCAGUUUCAUUGCCGUUCUUUGGUCGAUGUGGAGAUAACGCAGUGGCCAAGUGUUUGGUAAAGGUGUUGUGACAGAGGUGAAUGGGUGGCAAGGAUUACCAGAACUGCAAGGUAACUAGAGUAGUGGAGAUUGGGGACUCAUAGGAUAGAAUAGGAUUCGAAUUUGUGUUGGAUAAUGGGAAAACUAUACCCAUCUAUUACAUGUAUGUAAUAUUAGAAAUCGGGUUUUUCUCGCA